UAGAGUAAUGAGGUGGAUGACCAACAGAUUUAGUUAUUUAUAGGUGUGUGGUAAUACUCGUAAAUCAUCACUGUACAUCAUCACAUGGAGCAUGUCAAGUCAUCUCCAUAAAGCAUAACUGUACUGAAAAUCAUACUGUAGUGUCAUAUAUCCAAAGGCAAUGUUACGCAAUAUUCCACAUUUAGGACAGGUGAGAAUAUUUGUUCUGGAGUGGGUUUGGGUUUAUGCACCUCUAAACAGCUCGUGUGGUUGUGGAAACCUUUGUCAUACAACCAUAAAUCAAUGACGCUGGCACAAAGUCCACAACAGCACAUGGUUUGAAUUGAAGAAUGAUACUGUGCUAUACUCGAGAACAUCAUCCCGCAUCUCUGAAAUGUUUCUUCACAUAUCCAAUUAAAGGAAGAAGUUGAAGAUAAUCUAGGUGAGUUUUGAACUUUAGUUUGAAUUCCUUUAAAGUUUUAUAUAGUUAGAGUUUAAAGGGACAAGUCACUAAAAAAAGAAAAUGUUUAACUUGUGUUCCAUACUUUAUUUCUAGCAUUAAACAUAAAAGGGGGACAUGUUUAUGCUGGCUGAGAGCCAAAACAAAAGGAUGUGAAUAUUCCAUAGUAAUCACUGUCUGUUUUUUACCAUUUUGGCUCACUUGGUUUUCUGGGAAGAUUUAGGAGUUAGUUUUUGUUACAUUGAAUGCUCAGUACUGCUCAUCUAAAAUUUCAGUCCUAAAAGUCUGGCACCUUAACAUGCUUAAUUGAUAAUAACUGGUGGUUAGUGCUGGGAUACAUGUCUGUUUACAUAGGUUUCAUUGAAUGGAAAUGUCAUUGAUGAGAAUGGGUGUGGCCUUGCACGUUGUUCUCUGUCUGAGCAUCAGCGGGUUUACUCAUACACAAAGUUCACUUUACUUGCAUGUUAGUUGCUAUAAUUAAAAAAGGUUAAUCAACAGGUGAUCUGAUUGGUCCAUCAUGUGGGCAUGGGCAUUGCUACCCGUCACCCUGGCAGUGUUUGGAACUGUUGGCCUUUGGGUUGUAUAUGGCAUAGCUGUCCACAAUAAUACAGUUAAUAUAACUGUAGAAUUCCCUUAUAUCAGCGUAUGUGGCUCAUACAACCCCCAGAGCUGCCUGUUUGCUCAAAUCUGCAACAUAUGCUGUGUGUUAGCAAUGUGGAUCGUCUCGAUCAGGUUUCAGCAGGUACAGGAUUACGGUUGUGCAUCUCGCACAAACACAGCCGGCCUGGUGCUUGGAUUCAUCUCUAGCAUUGGGAUUUCUAUUCUUGGAAACUUCCAGCAAUCGGUACAAUUGGAAGUUCAUCUGCUUGGGGCAUUCUUGGCCUUCGUCCUGGGUUUGGUUUACUUCUGGAUCCAGACGUGGCUUACCUACAGCGCCCAGCCGUCACAUGACCGGCGGUGGGUGGGGCCAGUGCGCAUCAUCCUAUGUGGCAUGUGUACAUGUUUGGUCAUCAGCAUGGUUGUUCUGCACUAUGUAAAGUAUCGGUCCGAGGCCGCUAUAUGUGAGUGGGCACUGGUCAUGUGCUUCUUUGCACUGUUUGGGGUUUUUGCGGCCGAAUUCAGACACAUUGACUUCCAUAAGUUCACUGUACAGAAGGAGGGCAUGAAAACAGCCAAUGAUGCCAAUGGAGUAUGGACAAUGCAGGAAAUUCAUUAAAAAGCAGCUGAUUUUUCAGAUAUGUAAAAUAGUGAGUGACUGUGCGCAUGCACGCACACACUAUGGAGUAAAGUGAUAUUGUUGAUGACCACAAAAGAAAAACAUAACACUCCCAUUUCAGAUAGACUUGCCCUCAUCUGGUGUUCCUACUAUCAGUUUCAGUGUAUGUUUUCUGUAUAAUACUUGAAUUCCUUGGAAAUAUAGCAGUGUCUCAGAAUAUCCAUCAGUAAUGUUUUUUUCUAAGGCAUGUUUAAAUGAAGAUGUCGUAAUUUAACUUAAGAUAACUCCUAUCUUAAUCUGAGCCCUGUCUGGGAAAUCACCCCUUAAUACAUUUAUGCAUUUGGCAGACGCUUUUAUCCUAAACGACUUACAUUGAAUUUUCCUAUACAUUUGUUUCUAAGUAUGUUUAAGUAAUAUAAUUUGUAAAGGAACAGUUCACCCAAAAUUGAAGAUUCUGUCUUCAUUUACUCAAGUUGUUACAAAUCUGAUCUGUAGACAUUUCGUUGUCCUGAUGAACACAGAGAAAGAUAUUUGGAAGAAUGUGUGUAACAUAACAGUUCUUGGCCACCAUUGACUGCCAUUGUAGAAAAAUUGCUUGUUGAACACAAACGAUAUUUUGAAGACUGUAGGAAAACAAACAGUUCCGGGGCACUUUUGACUGACAUUGUAAUUUUUUCCUGCUAUGAUAUUGAAUGGUGUCCAGGAACUGUUUGGUUACAAGCAUUAUUCCAAAUAUCUUUGCGGUCAUUACAACAAAUAUUUGGAUCAACUCGAGUGUGUGUACAUGAUGAUAGAAUUUCAGUUUUGGGUGAACAGUCCCUUUAACUUUAGUACAGUACCAUAUCAGUACUAUCUUGCAAUACCUCAAACCGGCUGUCUUUGUUUUUUUUAACUAUACUAAAUUUAUUUUGUAAUUAUUUUGUAAUUUUCUCUAAAUAUAUGUUUGGUCUAAAUAUAAAACUGGCAAAGAA
Molecule: messenger RNA, 2626 nt
Organism: Triplophysa dalaica
Lineage: Eukaryota; Metazoa; Chordata; Actinopteri; Cypriniformes; Nemacheilidae
Gene: tmem150b
Product: transmembrane protein 150B
Exons: 6
Coding region: 957-1655 (232 amino acids)
Source: RefSeq, a predicted model, not a curated record